AGUCCGCGAUCUUUGUCCGCGCGCGUUUAUACGCCGUCGAACGCACUAUUUACCUUCACCGGACGUUAAACUUUAACUACCCGUUAUGAUACUGACACUUGUGACAGUUACCGCGCUUUGAAAUGUUCCACUCUUAAUAGAAGUGCAACCCAGUUUUGUUACGCAAACUAUGGAAAGGAAAAGCAUCUUAUAAUACAUAAACUUAAGAUCUACUAAACACAAACUUGAAAGUGCUUUAAAAAGUUAUAGCUAAAGUUAAGCUUAAGUUAUACAAUGUUCCGUCCGUCGUUGCUACGUGGCCUGAGUUUAGACUCUGAUCCUGGGUAUGGGCUUGAACUCGCCAGGAGCCGGAGGGCCUCGCUGUCCGCCGAGCAGCGGAGGAAGCUUAGCAUGUUGAGGACCUCCAGUAUACCGAGCCCACUGACUCCGAAAUACGUAGUUAGUACUGACCGGAGCGGUGACAUACAUGUUCAUGUACAGGGCGACCUGAGUCAGCAAGACAAACGAUGUGUAUUUUUAACAGUACACGACCUUGGAACAAAUCACUCGUCCCUGGUGGAUUUUGUGACUUGCCCCGCGAUGACAGAGAUAAAGGAGCGGUCCUGUUUCAUCCAUGUAGACGUCCCGGGACACGAGGAAAACUCACCUGAUCUACCCGACUCAUAUCAAUUCCCGUCUCUGCAGACUUUAGGAGAAGACCUUAUAACUGUCCUGGACUUUCUCCACGUCCGCUAUGCAGUUGGACUCGGUGAAGGUGCAGGCGCCAACGUCCUGGCCCGCUGUGGCCUCGCUCAUCCCCGCCGCCUUCUUGGACUCAUCUUAGUCAACUGCACAGCGUCCACCUCCUCUGUCGCCGACGCUUUCCGCAGCAGGUUCUCCAGGUGGAAGGGCACCGACAUCUCCCAGUCUGAAGAGGACUUCCUUAUCUAUCAUAAGUUCGGUCAUCAAAUUUCUACGGAUUCGUGUGAAGCUGGUGAGCGAGAGAGAAUGCUCACUGAUUACCGGUCCCGCUUGCGCGGUAACCUCAACACGCACAACAUCAAGCAGUACGUCAAGGCGUUCAUCAAUCGCAAAGACCUCAUGCUGAAGGGAUGUCAACCAGACAUACUGCUGAUCACUGGUAUGCUGAGUCCUUAUUCUACGGUAGUGGAGAAAAUGUACAAGGAGAUGGAUAAGGAUAAAGCAACUAUUCUGAAAGUCGAGAAAGUGGGUGACGUUCUUUCUGAGGCACCCGCUAAAGUGGCGCAGUCGCUGCUUCUGUUCUGCCAAGGGCAAGGGCUGCUGACGUCACUGCCGCCCCCGGGCGUAGAGCGGCGCAUGUCCCGCGCUAUGUCCAUGGAAGAGUACGACAAGCCCAACAUCAGGCGUCUCUCUCUCACGCCGAGCGCAUGCGAUUCCCCACCCCCAAGGAAACUCUAGGGACUUCGAAAGGCCGCUGAUUCCUUACCGGAGUAGCGGUCAGUAGGAUUAAAAGUGUAGUUUUUGAGACUUCGGGAUAGCUGUGUUCUAAUAAAUUAAUUUAUACAUUAGUGUAUGCAAAAUUUAGUUCUGCCCUGCAUCAUGUGAGUAAUGUAGUGUCGUUGAAAUAAUAUUUAGUAAAGUCAUGGCGAUUGCCCCUAUUCCACAUAUCCCUGCUGACAUAUCCCCACAGGUAGGGAUACUAGGAUAUUUUUUCCAAUUAUAGCUACAGGUAGGGAUAUAUGGAAUCGGUUACUCCACAUAUCUCCACCAAUUUGCACUUGUUAGGAUACUUGGAUUUUUAUUUCCAUUUAUCGCUACAAGUAAAGUUACCGCUACAAGUAAGGAUAAGUUUUCUUAUAUUAGAUAUGGCAUAUUAAGUGUUCAUAAAAUAAAACGUAAGUCAUGAAAACCAUUUCAAUACAAAGAAUGUAUGAGAAGGUAAAUUUGCGACAAACGCUAGUCAAAGGGUUUAGCCGGAAACGUAUGACGAGUCGGCCCCCAAAUGGGAAUCGAUAUCGAAACUUAUGUUUUAAUAUCGACUUGAUGUUCAAACACGAUUUAUGUACUUUUCGCGACCGACUUCCGCUUUGACCUUGAGAUAGAGAGCAAAAUAUCCGUAUGCUUGACUAUUACUGAAUGUGAUAUAUCUCGGAAGCUAAUUAAGAUAAAGAAGUGAAACUAACGCGAGGUGUUAGGUUACAUUACAGAGUAUAUCACAUAUAUUUUUUUAUAAUUUUUAGAAUAAAAAAUUACAU
Molecule: messenger RNA, 2216 nt
Organism: Diatraea saccharalis (sugarcane borer)
Lineage: Eukaryota; Metazoa; Arthropoda; Insecta; Lepidoptera; Crambidae
Source: the annotation of a GenBank genome assembly